Molecule: messenger RNA, 1967 nt
Organism: Stegodyphus dumicola
Lineage: Eukaryota; Metazoa; Arthropoda; Arachnida; Araneae; Eresidae
Source: RefSeq, a predicted model, not a curated record
AAGUGAUAUUAGUCCCGGGGAUUUACGUUCAACAAAAAAUAUGUAUUAGAUUCAUCGUCGCAGUUCUUAUAGUAUGGUUCCCGAGAUCUACCGUUCCUCGCUAUGUGAAUUUAUUUCUGCUAAAGAGACUUUGAUUAAAUUCACGAAAUCGUUUAAUAUAGGAAAAACGUAUAUAGCAUUUUAGAGUCUUCUAAGUUAAAAAUUUGGCAUGAGGCAAUAUCAAUUAAAUUUUAUUUGGCAUUGUGGCGGUGACUGGCGCUCCGGGAAAUUCAGUAGAAGCUUUGGGCCUUCAAAUGAGUGGAAUCUUUCCAUUCGUCCAGAUGUUUUAUUAAACACGAAACGUUUAUGUCUACAGAGACGAAAUCCUGGGCUACCACUUAAGCUAAAAGGCCAUUUAAUGUUAAAUCCAGGAAUUUUCAGAAAUUUUGAAGCUUCUAUGGACAAGCUAAGCACUUUCAUUUUCCUUCCAAUUUUUUCUAGGACGCCUCAUUUUUACGCAGAUCUUUAUAUAAAAAUUCAAUUUGAGGUAACUGAAAUGGAACCUUCUGAUGCAAAAACGAAUGCAAAUGAAAAGGAAGUGCAAACUGAUAGUGAUUUCGAUAUUUUAAAUGUAAGAGGCAAGCCCAUAGCAACAAUUGACACGAAUUCUUUAACCAGCUUAUCUCGGGAUAUGCAAACUAUGUACGAAGAACAUCACCAUUCAGACUUCACAGUCAUCUGUGGCUCAGAAAAAAUUCACGUUCAUAAGUGUGUUCUUUCGGCCAGAUCUCCAGUUUUCGCAAGCAUGUUGCAACAUCCAGUGAAUGAAAAAGCAGAGAACAUAAUGAUUAUACCCGACAUCGAUGCCGUUGUGUUGAAUCAGCUGGUAUCAUACAUGUAUACCGGACUCAUAAACGAGCUUUCUUAUCCCAUGGCACGAGACCUAUAUUCCGCAUCCGACAAGUACGCUGUGCUGCAGCUGAAAGAUAAGUGUAGCCAGUUUAUAAUUUCGUCUCUCUGCACUUCCACAGCUGUUGAGAUAUUAAUUUUAGGAGACAUGCAUAACGAUAUUAUACUCAAAAAUUGUGCCAUUAGUUUUAUUUCCGACAAUUUUGAAGAGCUGAAUACUACCGAAGCAUGGCUUACUCUUGUGAAAGAGCGUUCCCCUUUGGCAGUUGAAGUUUUGUCUUCGGCGAUGACUCACCUGAAAUCGAAAUUUAAGAAUGGAAAAUAAUUCAUUAUUCCUUUUAACUGAUGAUACAUUAUUUAAUGAUUAGUUCAGUGUAGCAUGGAGUUUUGUUUUGGAUACCAAAUUCUUGCCUUUCAGUGUUUCAUCUUGAAUAUUGUCGUAUAUAAACAAAUAUGAAAUGGUUUAUCAUUUUGAUAAUAUUGUAGCAUAGAUAUGCUUAGUAGCUAUUCAUUUAUUUUUAUGUAAAUUUACAAUUGAUUUUCAAAAGUAAGUUUAUAUUUAUUUUGCCUGUUCCUAAUAUUAUUUAGUAUGUUCAUUGAUAAAUUAUGAAUGAAGAUCUGGGUAAAGUGAUGGAAGAUAUUUGCAAAAUUUUUAUUCGAAUAUCAAAAUAAAUCACUAUGGUAUCAAUUACUCUUACGGUUUACUCCACAAUCAUUUGAAAAGGGAUGGAUGAAUAAUUAUAUUGAUUUAGUUUUAAAGUUAUUUAGUUUUAAAGUUACGAAAACCCUAAUACAUUAUACUAAAUUUUAAGCAUAAUGAUAUUAUUAAUAAUUGGUUCUGUAUUUACAUUUUAAUAUCUUUUACAUUUUGGCUUUCUUUUCCGGUUAUGUUUGGUUAAUGUAUAUGUAUGUGUAUAUAUAUAAAGUUAAGUUGUAAGAACAAACGAAAAAAGACCUAUAUAUGUAUGCUAAAUGUUUGGGUUAUAAAUACUUCAUGAAAUUUAACUGCAGCAGAUAAACUUUAAAAACACAGGAAAAUAAAGUAUGCAUAAAAGUUAAUAAAAUUAGAAUUUAUGUAA